AAAAGGAGAUAAAAAUUCUUUAUAAUUCUCUUAUCUAAAUUUAUCUUAUCUUUGAAGAAUUUUUUUUUUAUCACCAACAAUACAAUACCUUAUUCUAAUAUCGAGGUUUCAUUUUGCGUAAUAUAUUACGAUAUAACAAAUCAUGUACAGUUUGGCAGAGAAAAUUGUUUUUAUAACUGGGGGAUCAGUCGGGAUCGGUGCCAAAGUAGUGGAGUAUUUAUUAGAAGAAAAUGUUAAGCAUGUAACCAAUGUGGACGUUGACGAGGUAAAAGGAGUCGCAUUACAAAAUGAAUUGAAUAAGAAGUAUGGAGCGAAUAAGGUUACAUUUAUAAAGGGAGAUGUAACUAACGACGACGUUUUAUCUAAGGUUUAUGAUACUAUACUCAAGGAACAGGGACAAAUUGACGUUGUUAUAAAUAAUGCCGGAAUUAUGAAUGACAGUCUGGAAAAGUACAAAAAAUCAAUUGAAGUCAAUGUGACAGCAGUAGUCACAAAUACGCUAAAGGCAUUGAAAGUAAUGCGAAAAGAUGAGGGCGGAAAAGGAGGAGUUGUGAUAAACGUGUCAUCUAUUGCUGCUUUGUAUCAAGAAAGUACCUUUCCAAUUUACUUUGCUACAAAGAGUGCUGUGUUACAGUUUAGUAAUUGUAUUGGGCUGCCUGACUAUUACAACAGAACCGGUGUACGCGUGCUAACUAUUUGCUUUGGGGCCACUGACACUACGCUUCUAAGCAAAGACAAGUUUGGAAGUUUUGAUGAACAUAUCAUCAAAAAAGUACAAGAAAACUUAAAUAGUUACAAAUGGCAAAAGGUCGAAUCAGCGGCACGUGCGGUUAUAGACUCCUUGAAGCAGGGUGAAAGUGGAAGUACGUGGCUUGCAAUCGCCGAUAGACCCGCUAAAGAUAUCACUGAACACGUCAAGAAAGCGUACGGUAUACUGCGAGAACUUGUGUUUACAUAAAGCAUAAAACUAUGAACAGGGAGAUUUUAUAGAUUAUUCAUUUGAUUCAGAAGAGUGUAAAAACGCCUACAAAAAAAAAUAUGUAAUUUUGAUCGAAUCUGUGUUUUAGGUAUGUUUAGCACACUUUGCGUGCAAUAAAUUUAUUAAUUGAUA
Melitaea cinxia (Glanville fritillary) is the source of this 1111-nucleotide messenger RNA. RefSeq names its product alcohol dehydrogenase 1-like. Bases 143 to 958 code for a protein of 271 amino acids. The record is from RefSeq and is a predicted model, not a curated record. The transcript is spliced from 5 exons. Gene Ontology annotation, molecular function: oxidoreductase activity, acting on the CH-OH group of donors, NAD or NADP as acceptor. Gene Ontology annotation, cellular component: cytoplasm. NCBI's taxonomy places the organism in Eukaryota, Metazoa, Arthropoda, Insecta, Lepidoptera, Nymphalidae.